AUGGCGGACGACAAGGUGAACGAAGCACAAGGAAAAUCCAAUUUUUCGGACAAAGACGAGGAAAGGUUGCUCGCUGAAGAGGGCGAACAAACACAAGAUUAUGUCACCACCGGUGACACAAAUAAUGAUUCCACUAGGAUGUGGGAGGCCAUCAAGGGCCUUGGAAAGAAACUCGAUCUUUUGGCGGGAACGCCAAAUACACGCAUCACCGAUGCUCCACUAAAGCGGAAAAUACCGCACACAGUGACUAAAGAGUCAAAAAAUGACGCAGAAACCCCACCGGGGCUAUCUCGUCAAAAGAAGCGAAAAUCUUCAUCAGUUUGCGACGAUGCAUCUGACGAUUCUGAUCGAGACGUCACAGCCUUGCUCGACAAGGAGGACGAACAAGAUGGCGACGAGAGCGAUAAACUCUUGCAAGAGCUUGAAGAAGAAUACAACAGCGAGGACAAAACAGGUCCGGUAUCCCAGGAUUUUCGCCCCCCCUACAUUUUCGCCCCCCGGGGGGCGAAAUUUCUAGGGAUAUCGCCCCCCAGGGGAUAUCGCCCCCCCUAGCAAACCUAGUCAACAAAAGGUUUGUUGGGAAGCUCAAAGAAGCAAAGCUCAAAGAGUAAUGCGAGCUGUAUAUCCGACCCGGAAAUUGUGAUAAACUCAAAGUUCCUCUCGUGAACCCCGAACUGUGGGGGAAACUUGGACCACCGGUCAAAACACAGGACUUGAGAAUCGCAAAUGUCCAGCAGACCAUAGUGAAAGCAACUGUUGCACUCACCGAGGCAACAGAAAGAAUUACAAAAGUCAAGGGGAACAUCGACGGGAAACAGCAAAUUAUAACCUCUUUGACUGACUCACUUGCUCUGCUGGGACACGCAACUUAUGACCUAUCGUUGCGACGGCGAGACAUCAUGAGGCCGUCAAUAAAUCGAGAGCUUCGUGCUCUUUGCAGUCCACAAAUCCCUGUUACAGAGUUCCUGUUUGGGGAUGAUGUACAAAAUAGUUUAAAAACUAUUAUAGAGUGCAACAAGAUUGCCAGUUCAACUGUAAAGCAAGGGUCGGAUUACAAACACAAACCGACCUACUCUAGAGGUGGAAAUUACAAGCCUCAAGCCAGUCAAGGUUAUGGGCAUGGAAGCAAGCCUUUUUUAGGCCAGCGCAAAGGCUACCAGCCAUUCAAAAAGAAAGUGUGGACACCACACCACAAAAGGGAGGACAUGAAGUGA
Messenger RNA from Paramuricea clavata, 1214 nucleotides. NCBI's taxonomy places the organism in Eukaryota, Metazoa, Cnidaria, Anthozoa, Malacalcyonacea, Plexauridae. The record is from the annotation of a GenBank genome assembly.